This is a messenger RNA of Penicillium brevicompactum, 945 nucleotides long. Its product is annotated as NAD(P)-binding protein. The record is from RefSeq and is a predicted model, not a curated record. The coding region runs from base 1 to 945 and encodes 314 amino acids. Lineage: Eukaryota; Fungi; Ascomycota; Eurotiomycetes; Eurotiales; Aspergillaceae. The transcript is spliced from 3 exons.
AUGCUCAUGUGCAUGGCGCUUACAUUCAUCCAGGUGUUCGUGAUAACAGGAGCCAAUUCAGGAGUGGGGUUUGAGCUGGCAAAAAUCCUAUAUGCUGCAAAUGCCAAGAUCUACCUGGCUGGCAGAUCCGAGAAGCGCGUGUUGGAGGCGAUUCGACUGAUUCGAGAUGAGACCCCCCUUUCCCAGGGGGAUUUGGUAUGGCUACCAUUGGACCUGUCCGACCUGGCUUCUGUGAAAAUGGCAGCCGAGGAGUUCUUGAGCAAGGAAGAGAGACUCGAUAUUCUUUGGAAUAAUGCAGGGGUCAUGUGCACUCCCACAACGGACAAAUCAGAGCAGGGUUAUGAUCUACAAUUGGGUACAAACGUGCUUGGACCUUAUCUUCUCACCAAAUUGCUAUACCCCAUCAUAGAAAAAACGGCACGAAUCUCACCUCUCAAUUCAGUGAGAAUUUGUUGGGCCAGCUCGAUUACAAUAGAGCUGGCUCCUCAUGGCGGAGUGAAGAUAGACGAUUCCGGCUCGCCGGUAUUCACGAACGAUAGACUAACUAAUUACUGCGCUUCGAAAGCUGCCAACAACUUGCUGGCAUCCGAGUUCGGCAAGAAAUGUCGACGAGGAAACGUACUCAGUAUCGCAUUCAACCCAGGGAAUCUAAACACAGGAUUGACGCGGUACAUGACAAUGCCCAUCUUGGGGUCAAUCGUCCCUCGUCUUAUGAGCCUCGUGAUGUGGCCAGCCAGAUACGGAGCGUAUACAGAGCUUUACGCGGGUCUCUCUCCAGAAUUGACAAUUGAGAAACAUGUUGGCGCGUUCAUAUGGCCAUGGGGACAUGUUGGGUAUCUACGUCCAGACAUUGAAGACUCCCUGCGGUCACAGGAAGAGGGUGGGUCUGGGAAGGCCACACAAUUACUGACAUGGUGCGACCGAGAGGUGAAGAACUUUACAUGA